Molecule: messenger RNA, 2127 nt
Organism: Anoplophora glabripennis (Asian longhorned beetle)
Lineage: Eukaryota; Metazoa; Arthropoda; Insecta; Coleoptera; Cerambycidae
Product: alpha-tocopherol transfer protein-like
Exons: 6
Coding region: 168-1079 (303 amino acids)
Cellular component (GO): membrane
Molecular function (GO): phosphatidylinositol bisphosphate binding
Source: RefSeq, a predicted model, not a curated record
CGAAAGAAGGUAUUCAAGCCGCAGUAAGCAAGACCGGCGUAUCAUUGUGUCAGUUAACUCUAGUCUGCAGUUGGGUUGGCAAGUAUUUUUAGUUUCUAUGAAGUGACACAGCAACAACAACAAUAACAACAACAACCGAAUCGCGAGACUCGCUCUGAACUUCAACAAUGCCGUCUGACACAGACGUUUUGGCGGAAUUAGACUUGGGGGAACCACCCAAGGAACUAUUAGAAUGGGCUCGAGAAAACAUUAACGAAGACCCAGAAACGAGUUGUCAGAAAUUGGAAGAAUUCAGAGAUAUGAUUUUCGAGAGAGACGAAUGCGUUCCACACAGAACUGAUGAUUCUUUUCUUUUUCGCUUCUUAAGAGCUCGACAUUUUAUUGUAGAGAGAGCGCACAGACUGCUAGUUAACUAUUACACCUUCAAAGAAAAUAAUCCGGAAUUUUACGAAGGCGUUAAUCUGAGACAGUUAUUAAAAAUGGGGGAUGACUCUAUAAUUACUGUACCUCCUUACAGAGAACAAACUGGAAGGAGAAUUUUGUUGUACAGGAUAGAACAUUGGGAUCCCGAAAAAGUGUCAAUCGAGGAAAUAUUCCAGGGAACGAUGAUCGUACUGGAACUAGCCAUCCUAGAACAGCGAGCACAGAUCCUGGGUGGAAUAUGUAUAUUUGAUUUGGGUGGCCUGUCCAUGCAGCAGGCCUGGUAUAUGACACCCUCCAUAGCUCACAAAAUGGUACAGAUCAUGGUGACCUCGUUCCCAAUGAAGAUCCACGCCCUGCACAUAGUGAACCAGUCCUGGAUUUUUGACAUCAUUUACAACUGCUUCAAACCGUUCCUGGACGAGCGGAUGAAGUCGAGGAUAUUCUUCCACGGGGAAGACAUGGAUAGUCUCCAUCAACACAUUGACCCCAAACACUUGCCAGAGAGGUACGGCGGGAUACAUCCGGACUACAGCUACAACGACUGGGUGAAUUAUUUCGAAACUAACGAGAAAAUCCGCUGGGAACUGGAAUCCUUAGGUUACAGAGAUGAACCGGCUGAUAACAAUAAAACCGAGGAUUUCAUAGUGACCGAAUGAUUUUCUUAUUUUUAUAUGAGGAAGUUCUGUUUGUGCCUGCAUUACCUUGUCACUUGGAGGUUUAGUAAUUUCGAAUACACUAGAAAUUACAAGGCUGUGAAGUGGUUUUCUCUUUGUUACGUCACGUUUGAAAAGGUUGCUGGAUUGAAGCAUGACUCAUAUUUUUCAAUGUGUGAUGAAUUUGAAAGACAGAAAGAAAAAGUUACCACAUUAGUUAUCUUAUCAUAUUUCACAAAAUAUGUCAAAAGAUGCGUCACGGAAAAUAUAAAAGAUAUUUAAAGAGAGGGAUUGUAACUUUUUUAUUCCUACAAGCUGUAUGCCCGCAACUGCAACUUGCAAACAAUUUCAUGUGCAUUAUUGUUUCAUGCACGUUGAACAGCAAUUUUAUUAAGCUUUCCAAAGGUGUAUCGUAUGUACAAACAAAUUCAAAUGUACCAAGAAAAAAAGUUGAGAUUCUUAAAAUUACUAUAAUAAUUUUUACAUAUUUUUCCAAAAUAUAUCCAAACCCGAUAGUAGCAAAAUGGUAUCGUACGCCAUUUAACCGUUUUUCUACCUCUUAUAGUUUCCGAGUUCCUAAUACAUGCAUCACCAAAAUAUAUCAUCUGGUAUACAAAACUAUAAUGUUUACAAUAUGUUACUAACAUUGGGAGGAAUGUUAAUUGUGAAUAACAAAAAAUAAUCUAGACGUAUUUUGUAAUGGAAAAUUUCUGUUUGUUUAAACUUUCAUGCAUGAGAGCAAAAUGUAAAUAACAAAAAAUAAUCUGGGCGUAUUUUGUAAUGGAAAAUUUCUGUUUGUUUCAACUUUUAUGCAAGAGAGCAAAAUGUGAUAUAAUACUAACUAUGUACUCUUAUUAAUCAUUGAAAUGUGUUCAACUUUCUUUCAUAUUCUAAAUGUAGGUCUGCAUUAGGAAAUAGAUGGGCGAGUUGUUAAUAACAAUAAUAUAAGAAAAUUCCAUUCCGCAACACUAAGAUCUUUUUGUAUGAUUAUUCGAAUUAAACUUUGGUGAAUGUAAUUAUAUUUUUCAAAUAUAUUCGUAUAUAAUAUGUA